Molecule: messenger RNA, 1858 nt
Organism: Miniopterus natalensis
Lineage: Eukaryota; Metazoa; Chordata; Mammalia; Chiroptera; Miniopteridae
Source: RefSeq, a predicted model, not a curated record
GACUCCGCAGCCGGGAUCGUGGGUUCUUCAGAAGGCUAUCUGUCGACUUUAUGUGUAUACAGCUGAAAAGGUCAACACUUUAAGUUCUCAGGCUCGUUCAAGUAAAAUGAAAUUCACUCACCAUGCUUCGGCCCGUUUGCUCUGAACCGGUUCAGUCGGCUUGACUGCACAGACUCCAUUUAACGGCAGCUUUGGUGUGCUGACUUGAUCUUGUCUGCACGUAUUCCUCAGUAAAUCAUCAGGAUUACCUUUUCCUUAAUAAACUUCACAUUUCCUGAGUGAAUGACAGGAAAAUGUUUAAUGGGAAGGCCAAGCACCGGCAAUGCCUGAGUCCAGAACAGAAAGAAAACCUAACUUCAGUAUUUUACUGGAAUCUGAGUUAAGAAAUAGGGGUCACAGAACUAACAGCAAACAACGGCUGAGUAACAUCAGAAUGAAAAGAGAAAUGAUGAACCUGGAUUUGCAGCCUGACCUAUUACGAAAUGUGACUAAUGGAGCUACGAGUCACUCAUUAAAAAAUCCUCUAGAGUUUAAAACAAAAGGAACAAUUUGUUCAGAGGAUAAUCAAUGCUUACAGUGGAGGAACAAUGACAAGUUCUGAGUGGACCCUGACGGGCCGAGCGGCGGGACCUAGCCUGAGCUGAGUGUGACUCGUCUCUGACUUCAGGCAAGUGCUUCCCAAGAUGGCCUGCACACUGUCUGUGGCCAAGUUCCUUUCAACGGGGAGAAUGGGGAAGCUGUUCCGUUUCUUCCUUCUUACCACUGUGCUGCUAAUGGGCAGGGAAAGCUGGGCUCUCGACAACUGUCUCCAGGAGCAGGCGCGUCUCAGAGCCCAGGUGCACCUGCUUGAGACCCGGGUCAAACAGCAACAGGUCAAGAUCGAGCAGCUUUUGCAUGAGAAGGAAAUCCAGUUCCUGGAUCAAGGAGAGGAGAGCAGUGUCAUUGACCUUGGAGGCAAGAGGCAAUAUGCAGAUUGUUCGGAAAUUUUCAAUGAUGGCCAUCAGAUCAGUGGAUUUUUCAAAAUCAAGCCUCAUCAGAGCCCAGCAGAAUUCUCUGUUUAUUGCGACAUGUCUGAUGGAGGAGGUUGGACUGUAAUUCAGAGACGCUCUGAUGGCAGUGAGAACUUUAACAGAGACUGGAAUGACUACGAAAAUGGCUUUGGAAAUUUUGUCCAAAACAAUGGUGAAUAUUGGCUGGGUAAUAAAAAUCUUCACUUAUUAACCACACAAGGAGACUACACUUUAAAAAUCGACCUUUCAGAUUUUGAAAAAAAUAGCUGUUACGCCCAAUACAAAAGUUUCAAAGUUGGAGACAAAAAGAAUUCCUAUGAGUUGAAUGUCGGGGAAUAUUCUGGAACAGCUGGAGACUCGCUUGCAGUAAAAUUCAAUCCAGAGGUGCAAUGGUGGGGUAGUCACCAAAGAAUGAAAUUCAGCACAUGGGACAGAGACCACGACAACUACGAAGGGAACUGUGCGGAGGAAGAUCAGUCUGGCUGGUGGUUUAACAGGUGUCACUCUGCAAACCUGAAUGGUUUAUACUACAGGGGCCCCUACAGCAAUAAAACAGACAAUGGGAUUGUCUGGCACACCUGGCAUGGAUGGUGGUAUUCUUUGAAAUCUGUGGUUAUGAAAGUUAGGCCAAAUGACUUUAUUUCAAAUAUUGUUUAAUUAUUCCCUUUGGGCUUUUAUUUCUGCAAUUCAUCUUGGUUUAAAGUGAUUUGAAAAAUACCAAUUCUGAACAUAUACAUGUGUGAUGAUGGUAAUUGUUAUGUGUACUACUUUUCAUUGUUACUUGCCUCUGUUACUUAAUGUACAGCAAUUAUAUGAUAUUCAUCAAAUAAAUGUAGAUUAUGUUAAUA